AAAAAAAGGGUAUAUAAUAAACGUCCACGAAGGCCAAAGGUACGUGAAUCUCGCGUAUACGGUUCGAUAUCUCGAUUAACGAAUGGGAUUAUGGAUUUUCGAAGGUUGCUACGAAAUUAAUCUUGCAAAUCUGGGGAACAAAAUCGAGGGUGUUGAAAUUUGAAGCGAGUACACACGUCGCAAAAAGGGGGGACAUUUCGGGACCUUUCAUUACCAGUCGUUGCCGCGCUUGAUUGCACGUUGUAAGAAGAAGGUGUAACGCCGAAAUAAUCGAGGCGUGAAACGUAUCGUCGAUUAUUCCGCAUGAUUAGCUCACCACCGAGUCGAUCUUUUCUUGUAUAUCAUAAUUAAAGCUGUCAAACCGCUUACGCGCCUCGUAAAAUGCAUCCACGAGCCUCUCUUCCGUCUCUUCCGUCUUCUCUCGCGACGCUAAUGGAUUCAGAUGCGUGCGAUACGCAAAUUUGCUUAAUAACAACGAUCACGAAUAAAUUACGGCGCGUCGGAAUCGACUGCUGUAUAAUUUCGCGGUACAAUUAUCACGCGACAACUCCGUUAAUAUUACCUUAUGUUAAUAUUAUCUUUUAUCAAUUAAUCGUCAUUGUAACGUUGAGAUAUAAUUUUGAGAUACACAUAUAUAUCGGUAGGAAAGAUAACGAUUGCGAUAGAAGGACUGAUCAUUGAUCGACGAGUUUAACUUCAUUUCCAAGGUUCUCGUCUCUGUCGAAACCCUUAUUACCAAAGUAACUCCAACACACUAUACCAAAGCUACCAAAGUUGACAAUAAACGAGUUUCGCCCCGAAAAAGAAGAGAAGAGAGAAUUCGGCUUUAGACGAAGAAAGGAAAGCUAGAUUGGAAGCGAGAAGAGUCACGUGAACGGCGGAUCGUCGAGUAAUCGAGUGGACAAGCCGCCGACAAACAAUAGGGAGACCUGGUAGCUUCCGAUGGGGUCGUAACCGCCGGUAUAUUAUAUAUAUAUACAUAUAUAUAUAUCGCAUAUUCGUAUAUAUCGCGAUGAUAGGCUAGCCGGUAGCGGCAGGAAGAGAUCGCCGUUAGGGGGAGAUAGCCAUAGCUAAUCGUACCACCCAAGGUGGCACAGAUUGAGAGCCCCAUCAGCAUACAUCCUCUCCUGGCUAACGAGAUACAGGCAGUUUGUCCAUCCAGUUUGUUCGUCGCGUCGACGACGGUGUACGACGACGGUGCGUGAUCAACUUUCAAGCGGAAGCUCGCUCCUCGAUCCGCGCGAUUUAAUCCCCGACUCCCAAGUGUUCGGGAAUCGCUGAAUCGCGUUUCCGCUUGCAAUUGCGAGAGAAAAAGAGAAAGAGAGGAAAUCGAUCAGGAUUAACGUUUUAAUCGACGCCGGAGAGCCUCCGACGUCCACGCGCGUCCUCGACCUCUUUUUCUUAGCGUCCUUCAUCGCUUCUCAUCCCUCUCGACUUAAUCCCUCCGUCGUACAUCACCGCACCGCGUGCGUCUACUUCCGAAGAAACGGCGACGUGAGAGGGAUAAAAAAAAAAGAGGGAGAUACGGAGAUUCGCUCUUAGUGACCCUCGACGAUCCGGUGAUCCUCCGGUCUUCCCCACCGGGACUCUCGUCGCUUCCGGCUAACUGGAAGUGACGCUCUAUGUAAACGCUUUUGCCGAGCGGCUCUCAUUGGAACACGCACAGGACACAGGAAGCGAAUCAUGGAAGUGGCGAGCGAGCUGUCGCCGUUGUCGGGGACAGAGGUUCAGGGUAAGAUCAAGGAGAGGAGCUCGUACUAUCCCCAAGAACCCAACAAGAGGCCGCAAACGGCCGGAGAGAAGAUGCGAUCGUGUCUGAGCCACAACGCGCUGACGAUUUUGACCGUGAGUGGGGUGAUAGGUGGCGUGAUUCUCGGCAUAAUCCUGCGAAACUCUCGGGAAAGAUGGACUCCGCGCGAGAUCAUGUACAUCAACUAUCUCGGCGACCUGUUUCUGCGGAUGCUCAAGAGCUUGAUCCUGCCACUUAUCAUCUCGAGUCUGAUUUCGGCCAUCGGGUCCCUCGAUUUAUCGCUCAGCGGCAAAAUCGGCGCACGUGCGAUCGGCUAUUACAUGGUCACGACCAUCUGCGCGGUCGUACUAGGUAUAAUUCUUGUCGUUUCGAUUCAACCUGGAGUUGGCAGCUCAGCCACGGAGACCAAGAAACCAGCGCAAAAUGUUUCCACUGUCGACACCUUGAUGGACCUGGUUAGAAACAUGUUUCCGCCGAAUCUUGUGCAGGCUUGCAUCGCUCAACAUCGAACCGAGCCGAAACUACCGGAGAAUGCUAGCAUCCCUAUGGACGAAUGGGAACUGAUGGAGAAAGAGGUAUCUGGCACCAAUAUUCUCGGACUCGUCGUAUUCGCGACAGUGAUGGGCAUCACCCUCGGUAAGAUGGGACCUCAGGCCAAGCCGCUGUUGAACUUCUUUGAAUCGCUUUCCGGCGCCAUGAUGUUGAUCACCAAUUGGGUCAUAUGGUUGUCGCCGAUCGGUGUGCUCUUCCUAGUCGCCUCCAAGAUCACGGAGAUGAAAUCGCUGGAUGAAGUGGUCGGCCAGCUUGGGAUGUACUUCUUGACCGUGUUGAUCGCCCUCCUCAUACACGGCUUCCUAAUACUGCCAGGGUUGUAUUUUCUUCUUACGAAAAAGAACCCUUACAUCUAUAUAUCGAACAUGGCACAGGCGCUUGUCACUGCCUUCGGCACCUCUUCGAGUUCGGCGACGUUGCCAAUCGCCAUCAGCUGUCUCGAAGGGAGAAACGGCAUCGAUUCACGUGUCACCAGAUUCGUCAUGCCAAUAGGCGCUACCGUCAACAUGGAUGGUACCGCUUUGUACGAAGCUGUGGCUGCCAUUUUUAUCUCACAAGUCCGUAAAAUCUCCCUUUCCUUUGGACAGCUGGUAGCGGUGAGUAUCACGGCAACCGCUGCUAGUAUCGGCGCAGCUGGAAUUCCACAGGCCGGACUAGUAACAAUGGUAAUGGUGUUGGACACGGUCCGACUUCCGGCUAACGACGUCUUCUUAAUCAUCGCGGUCGAUUGGUUACUAGAUCGAUGUAGAACGACGGUGAACGUAAUCGGCGAUUCGCUCGGCGCGGGAAUCGUGCAGCAUCUCAGUAGAAACGAACUCGCAUCGUUACCGCACAAUGCGCAGCAGACGCAAAACGGAGCCGAUAGUCACGCAACUACGUCGAUAUGAGCUCUCGUUCGUUGAUCGCGGCCUGCGUCUCCUUGACUGACGAUUACGAAACCGUUUCGCGAUCGCCCAUCCGUGGCAAACAUAUCGACACAAAACACUUAUCGCGCGGUUCGUCGUCUAUAUAGGAAUAUAUAUGUUGCCAUAACCGUUGGAACUUUGAAAAGAGUCCGGUUUUGAGAAUAUAAUGAGUAUAUAAAUUAAUUAAAAUUUUAAGAUUGAAAGAAAACACAAAUUUAUUAAUAAUAUAUAUAUAUAUAUAUUAAUUGUUGCAGUCAUAUCAUGUAUGAUGUGUUUAAUUUCCAAAUUUUUAUAAGUUAUUCUAUGAAGAAUAUUUCGAGGAAUAUAUAAAUAUAUAUAUAUAUAUAUAUAUAUAUAUAGCACAAUAUAUAUAUUAGGAGAGAUGUCUCUCUUUUUCAAUUAUCUUUAUAUACAUCAAGUACUCUAAACAGGAUUAUUUUUAGUCACUUAAUUGACACUCAUUCCGCGACAUAUAAAACAUAUAUGUACGUAAUGAUCAGAUAUGAGUUAUCAACGCGCGUAGCUCGCGGUGCGAGCGACCGGCGUUCUUCGAGAUAAUUUUGAAAUAUACAUAUAAGAUGUGCUUGAAAACGCUAAAUAUAAUACUUUUUAACUUUAGCAAUCGUAGGCCCCGCUAAGCGAUCCCGCUUGUCAAAUGUAUAAGUAUGUAGUACGUAUAUAUACAUAUAUUUGUCUUCCAUUUCUGCGUUUAACGAUAAUAUUACGCUUGAUAUUUAAACGAAUGUUGCAAAUUUUAUUCGAGCUACAAAAUCCGCAUCUUUUUCUUUGCGAAUUAUACAUGUCUCUUCUUGAAUUGCAUUUAUAAGAUUGCAACGCUCAUAUAUAAAUUUUGCAAAAAAAGGUGAAACAUUUGUAGUAGUUUGAAAUAUCGACUUUUUAUUUAAUGCGCGACCAAAAGAAUCAAAAUCUAUUAUUAUUUUUUUAUAUGAAACAAAGACGGAAAUGUAAAUUUUACUCGUAUAUUAUUUCGCGGCGAUUAGGCUUUUGUGCCAUAAUAUGUAUCGAAGGUAGCUUUUACAUUUAUUCGAUAUCUAAAGAAAACAGACUUAAAUAAGUUCAAUAUGCCAUAUUAUUAUCAGCUGUGGGACUUAACCCUUAAGUACGAAGCAACGUUGAUCGAUUUCGUCUCUUUCUGUGUUCUCGAACGAGGAGAAAACGUGCAAGUUCUCGCACUUUAUAGGUUUCUCUAUGAGAAAGAAAAAUUCGAUAAUAAGUAUGUAGAACAAGAGAGUAUGCUUAAAAAAAGUGCAUUCAGAUGCUCAACACAUUAAUGACGAAAAGUAAAAUCCGUACUUAAGGGUUGAAAUACCUUUCUUUCAUUGGCAUAACAAAAACAACAUGUUAAAUUAUUUUCACAUGGUAUGUAAAAGAAUUAUGUGGAAAACGUAGCAAAAUAAUAUAUAUAUAUAUAUAUAUAUAUAUAUAUAUAUAUAUAUUGCCUGAUUUUACCAUGUAAAUUCUUUAUUGUGUAUAUGAAGGAAAUUCUUUUAUCACAUUUUAGAAUUUCUAUCUAGAUUUAUAUUCAAAAAUAUGUUUUGGUAAAUAUAUAUACACAUAUAUCAUUACUGUUUUUUUAUCAUCAAAAGUAAAAUUAAUAUAUUUGUUGAAAUUCUCUUGUAUCUGCGAUCAGUAGAAAAAUAAAUUAUGCAGGUAAAAUUAAAAAAAAGGUGCAUAUAUUUAUCGCGUCAUUAAUUAUGGAAUGAAUAUAUGACGAUUAUUUUGUUUACAUAUAUGUUUACAUGUAAUUCAUUAAACGUUAUUCGCAAAAGUAAAUAAUUGAUAUGCAGACAUAUGCAAUAUGUCAAUCAAAAUAAAAGCACAAACUGAAUAUUUGUUUGUGAGCAAUGAUUGAAUCGUAAAAGCAAGAUAUUUUCAAGUGCAAAUGUUUAUUACAUGCAAAUAUAACGGAAGAGUAUACUUAUAUUGCCGUGGAAAAUAUUAUAUAAUUAUUUCUAGCUUAAUUAUUUUCUGACCGAUUUAUUUAAAAUUGUAUUGCAUAUCAAGGAUGGUUUAUUUUUCCAAAAAUCGAGAUAUUGAUGAGUCAUCGUAAAUAAAAACGUGUUGUUACAUCAAUAUAAUAAAUAAAAUUCACUUACUAUCAA
Molecule: messenger RNA, 5330 nt
Organism: Nylanderia fulva
Lineage: Eukaryota; Metazoa; Arthropoda; Insecta; Hymenoptera; Formicidae
Product: excitatory amino acid transporter 1
Biological process (GO): L-glutamate transmembrane transport
Cellular component (GO): plasma membrane
Molecular function (GO): L-glutamate transmembrane transporter activity; neutral L-amino acid transmembrane transporter activity; glutamate:sodium symporter activity
Source: RefSeq, a predicted model, not a curated record